AAGUUAUAGCAGUUAUUAGUAAUAUAAGAUAAGGAUGCAGCAGAACGGUGAUUCGGAUUCGCAACCGUCGCAGGAACAGAAGCAACAACAGUCCCAACAACCGCCGCCAUCACAGCCGCAGUGUGUGGCAAUGCAGUAUCCGGCCGCAGCUAUGUUGAUGCAGUAUCAAAUGAUGCAACCGCCGCCACUUCCACCCCAGCACUACAUGCGUUAUCACCACCGCCAUGGCAACGCGCAGCAAGGAUCCGGCGGUGGCGGUGAGAACAAAACCGUCUGGGUUGGUGAUUUACAUCAUUUUAUGGACGAGAACUAUCUUCAUAUCUGCUUCGCUUCUACCGGCGAGAUUGCAUCGAUUAAGGUCAUUCGCAAUAAGCAGACUGGACAAUCAGAAGGCUAUGGAUUUGUGGAAUUUUUUUCACAUGCAACAGCAGAGAAGGUUCUUCAAGAUUAUAGUGGCAUUUUGAUGCCUAAUACGGACCAACCUUUCCGUCUGAACUGGGCAACUUUUAGUACGGGAGAGAAACGCUCAGAAAAUGGCCCUGAGCUUUCCAUCUUUGUAGGAGAUUUAGCUGCUGAUGUUACUGAUAGCCUAUUGCAUGAAACUUUUGCUAACAAAUAUCCUUCUGUUAAAGCUGCAAAAGUUGUAAUUGAUGCUAAUACUGGUCGAUCAAAAGGUUAUGGUUUUGUAAGGUUUGGGGAUGAUACUGAGAGGUCACAAGCCAUGAGUGAAAUGAACGGAGUAUAUUGUUCAAGCAGGCCUAUGCGCAUUGGUGCUGCUACUCCGAAGAAAUCCUCUGGGUAUCAGCAACAGUAUUCUUCUCAAGGUGGCUAUGCAUCAAAUGGUGCUUCAACUCAAUCUGAUGGAGAUUCUUCAAACAUGACCAUAUUUGUUGGAGGGCUUGACCCAAGUGCUUCUGAGGAAGAUCUCCGGCAACCUUUCUCUCAGUAUGGUGAAAUAGUCUCUGUUAAAAUACCUCUUGGAAAAGGAUGUGGGUUUGUACAAUUUGCCAACAGAAAUAAUGCUGAGGAGGCAUUGCAAAAGUUGAACGGGAUGGUAAUUGGCAAGCAAACGGUGCGACUUUCCUGGGGUCGCAAUCCGGCAAAUAAGCAGUUUAAAGCCGAUUAUGGUAACCAGUGGGGUGGAGCUUAUUAUGGAGGGCAAGUCUAUGAUGGUUAUGGAUACGGUUUGCCACCGCCCCAUGACCCGGGCAUGUAUGCUGCUGCAGCGGCUGCCAAUGGGGCAUAUCCGGUCUACAGCUUUCAUCAGCAUUCAGCAACAACUUGAAAUAACGACAUCAGGGGAAAGAGGUUGUAGCCCUUAGUUUGGCAUGAAUAUGGCUUCAGGCAAUGUUCGGAUGACU
Messenger RNA from Hibiscus syriacus, 1361 nucleotides. Its product is annotated as polyadenylate-binding protein RBP47-like. Lineage: Eukaryota; Viridiplantae; Streptophyta; Magnoliopsida; Malvales; Malvaceae. Bases 35 to 1285 code for a protein of 416 amino acids. The transcript is spliced from 7 exons. The record is from RefSeq and is a predicted model, not a curated record. Gene Ontology annotation, molecular function: mRNA binding. Gene Ontology annotation, cellular component: cytosol.